Molecule: messenger RNA, 1403 nt
Organism: Brachypodium distachyon (stiff brome)
Lineage: Eukaryota; Viridiplantae; Streptophyta; Magnoliopsida; Poales; Poaceae
Product: serine/arginine repetitive matrix protein 1
Exons: 1
Coding region: 129-1193 (354 amino acids)
Source: RefSeq, a predicted model, not a curated record
GACGUCCGAUCAACACGGGACGCUCACGCGCGCACCUCCAGCCUUAAUCACGGCGCGGCAAAGCCAAAGGCCAAAGCCCGCGCGUCGUAUAUACACGACCCGACCUGCCCCGGAGUCUACGGGACGAGAUGGCGAGCCAGGACGCGCUGUGGGCGAAGCUGUGGGAGCUGGAGCUGCAGCUCGCGGCGUACAAGCUCCUUCAUGCCCCGCCCGCGCGGUGGGAAGGGGAAGAGGAGGGGGUGCCCGCGGGGGGCGUGGUUUGCUGCCGCGGCAGGCAGUACGACGCCUACAUGCGCCGGCGCGACGCCAGGCGCGCGUCCGUCGCUGCGGCGGAGGGGGGCAAGCGGCAGCCCAAGCUGAGCAGCAGCAGCAGCAGCAAGCCGAGCCCUCUUACUGUCAAGUGCGGCUCUCGGGACACGCAGCAGCAGGCGAGGAGGGCGCCGGCUGCGUCCGCGUCCAUUCCGGCAACCCCGAGAAAGGAGCCCCGACCGCUGCUGCCCAGGAGCAGGACGCUGAGCAGCAGCGGCGCCGCGGCUGCUCCUCCCACGCCCAUGGCGAGGUCGUCGCAGCCGCACCACCACCAGAGGCGGAACAGCGUCGGCGGCGAAGUCUUGGGCGACACGCCGAGGCCGUUCCUCAGGCGUGGCAGCGGCACGGGCGGGGCGGCGGCGGCGAUGCGGUCGCCGAGCGACGCGACCAGCAGCAGCCCGAGCCCAAGGCGACCGCGGCCGCGAGACCAUUUCGUCGAGCAGGUGGCAGGCGCAGCACCGGCUGGGCGCCACCUCCGGUCCGUGUCGGAGCUGCCGUUCCACUACGCGACGCGGGCGGCGACGGAGCUCCCGAGGGCGGUGGUGGAGACGCCGCCUCCGGGUCCGGCUCAUGCGCGGGCGAGGAAGCGGUGGGGCGACGUGGAGAGCCCGCCGCCGUCGGCGAUGUUCUCGGCCGCGGCCUCCAACCCGCACAUGGACUUGGCCAAGGGGCUGAGGAAGCUGCUGAGCUACGUCAGGAAGAGCAAGAGCAGCGCCGAGACUCCUCGCCCCGGCGUCGGCGUUGGCGGCGGCGGCGGCGGGAAGCCCGUGAUGAAGGGGUGGGCAGCGGCGACAGCUUGCUCCGUUCUUGAUGGCCCGCUGGACCGUGCGAGCCUGGAGGGGCACCGGUUCCCCAUGACACGGGCAGUCGGCACCUCCGGAUGAGGACCGCGUGGCGUGUGCGCCCAAGGAAAAACCGUGACCCGGAUGACUGCACGAGGACCGCGUGGCGUGUGCGCCCAAAGGAAAACCGUGACCCGGAUGAGGCAGCAUUUGUUGUAGUUCUGUAUCGUGGCAUUGUGAUAAAAAAAAUACGUCCUUCAUCUGUCCCAAUUAAGCGUCGAAAUAUUACACGUACCUAGACGUAUUUUAGUA